Rhinopithecus roxellana (golden snub-nosed monkey) is the source of this 8001-nucleotide messenger RNA. It is a transcript of the gene NCOR2, whose product is annotated as nuclear receptor corepressor 2. Gene Ontology annotation, molecular function: transcription corepressor activity. Gene Ontology annotation, biological process: negative regulation of transcription by RNA polymerase II. NCBI's taxonomy places the organism in Eukaryota, Metazoa, Chordata, Mammalia, Primates, Cercopithecidae. The record is from RefSeq and is a predicted model, not a curated record.
GCCGGGGAGCGCGGAGCCGCGGGCAGGCCGGGCCGCACCGGAGCCCCGCGUCCGCCCGCGCCCCGCCCGAGCCCUGCGCCCUGCGCCCGCGCCCUGCGCUCCGCGAUGCGCGCCAACUUGCGGGCCGGGGACCCAGGGCCGGCGCCCUAGGAGGCGGCGGCGGGAGGAUCGCGUCCCGACCCGAGGCCGGGCCUGCUGCGCGCCCCCAGCCCGAUCGGCACCGCCACUUGCCUGAGCGCCCCGGCGGCCCGAGCGCGCCCCAAGCCCGGGGGCCACCGCUGCCACCUCCGCGAGGUCUCCCUGAGUCUUUGAGGACACAGCCUUGCUGGAGGCAGUUUCUGGUGCCAGUGACGGGGUGGCCCGUGAGCUGAUGACGAGGACUGGCUUUUAAUCCUUGGUGGCAAUUAAGAGAAAGCUUAUCGGGGCCUGGGAGCCACCCCGACCCCUACCACCAUGUCGGGAUCCACACAGCCUGUGGCACAGACGUGGAGGGCCACUGAAACCCGCUACCCGCCCCACAGCCUUUCCUACCCAGUGCAGAUCGCCCGGACACACACGGACGUCGGGCUCCUGGAGUACCAGCACCACUCCCGCGACUAUGCCUCCCACCUGUCACCUGGCUCCAUCAUCCAGCCCCAGCGGCGGAGGCCCUCCCUGCUGUCCGAGUUCCAGCCCGGGAAUGAACGGUCCCAGGAGCUCCACCUGCGGCCAGAGUCCCACUCGUACCUGCCCGAGCUGGGGAAGUCGGAGAUGGAGUUCAUUGAAAGCAAGCGCCCUCGGCUAGAGCUGCUGCCUGAUCCCCUGCUGCGACCGUCACCCCUGCUGGCCGCUGGCCAGCCUGCAGGAUCCGAAGACCUCACCAAGGACCGUAGCCUGACGGGCAAGCUGGAACCAGUGUCUCCCCCCAGCCCCCCGCACACCGACCCUGAGCUGGAGCUGGUGCCUCCGCGGCUGUCCAAGGAGGAGCUGAUCCAGAACAUGGACCGCGUGGACCGAGAGAUCACCAUGGUGGAGCAGCAGAUCUCUAAGCUGAAGAAGAAGCAGCAACAGCUGGAGGAGGAGGCUGCCAAGCCGCCCGAGCCUGAGAAGCCCGUGUCACCGCCACCCAUCGAGUCGAAGCACCGCAGCCUGGUGCAGAUCAUCUACGACGAGAACCGGAAGAAGGCCGAAGCUGCACAUCGGAUUCUGGAAGGCCUGGGGCCCCAGGUGGAGCUGCCGUUGUACAACCAGCCCUCCGACACCCGGCAGUAUCAUGAGAACAUCAAAAUAAACCAGGCGAUGCGGAAGAAGCUAAUCUUGUACUUCAAGAGGAGGAAUCACGCUCGGAAACAAUGGGAGCAGAAGUUCUGCCAGCGCUAUGACCAGCUCAUGGAGGCCUGGGAGAAGAAGGUGGAGCGCAUCGAGAACAACCCCCGGCGGCGGGCCAAGGAGAGCAAGGUGCGCGAGUACUACGAGAAGCAGUUCCCCGAGAUUCGCAAGCAGCGCGAGCUGCAGGAGCGCAUGCAGAGCAGGGUGGGCCAGCGGGGCAGUGGGCUGUCCAUGUCAGCCGCCCGCAGCGAGCACGAGGUGUCGGAGAUCAUCGACGGCCUCUCAGAGCAGGAGAACCUGGAGAAGCAGAUGCGCCAGCUGGCCGUGAUCCCGCCCAUGCUGUACGACGCCGACCAGCAGCGCAUCAAGUUCAUCAACAUGAACGGGCUCAUGGCCGACCCCAUGAAGGUGUACAAAGACCGCCAGGUGAUGAACAUGUGGAGCGAGCAGGAGAAGGAGACCUUCCGGGAGAAGUUCAUGCAGCAUCCCAAGAACUUUGGCCUGAUCGCAUCAUUCCUGGAGAGGAAGACGGUGGCUGAGUGCGUCCUCUAUUACUACCUGACCAAGAAGAAUGAGAACUAUAAGAGCCUGGUGAGACGGAGCUAUCGGCGCCGCGGCAAGAGCCAGCAGCAGCAACAGCAGCAGCAGCAGCAGCAGCAGCAGCAGCAGCCCAUGCCCCGCAGCAGCCAGGAGGAGAAAGAUGAGAAGGAGAAGGAAAAGGAGGCGGAGAAGGAGGAGGAGAAGCCGGAGGUGGAGAACGACAAGGAAGACCUCCUCAAGGAGAAGACAGACGACACCUCAGGGGAGGACAACGAUGAGAAGGAGGCUGUGGCCUCCAAAGGCCGCAAAACUGCCAACAGCCAGGGGAGACGCAAAGGCCGCAUCACCCGCUCAAUGGCUAAUGAGGCCAACAGUGAGGAGGCCAUCACCCCCCAGCAGAGUGCCGAGCUAGCCUCCAUGGAGCUGAAUGAGAGUUCUCGCUGGACGGAAGAAGAAAUGGAAACAGCCAAGAAAGGUCUCCUGGAACAUGGCCGCAACUGGUCGGCCAUCGCCCGGAUGGUGGGCUCCAAGACUGUGUCGCAGUGUAAGAACUUCUACUUCAACUACAAGAAGAGGCAGAACCUCGAUGAGAUCUUGCAGCAGCACAAGCUGAAGAUGGAGAAGGAGAGGAACGCGCGGAGGAAGAAGAAGAAAGCCCCGGCGGCGGCCAGCGAGGAGACUGCGUUUCCGCCCGUGGUGGAGGAUGAGGAGAUGGAAGCAUCGGGCGUGAGCGGAAACGAGGAGGAGAUGGUGGAGGAGGCCGAAGCCUUACAUGCCUCUGGGAAUGAGGUGCCCAGAGGGGAAUGCAGUGGCCCAGCCACUGUCAACAACAGCUCAGACACCGAGAGCAUCCCCUCCCCUCGCACUGAGGCCGCCAAGGACACAGGGCAGAAUGGGCCCCAGCCCCCAGCCACCCUGAGCACCGAUGGGCCACCCCCGGAGCCACCCACCCCGCCGCCUGAGGACAUCCCGGCCCCCACUGAGCCCACCCCAGCCUCUGAAGCCACCGGACCCCCUACGCCCCCACCAGCACCCCCAUCGCCUUCUGUACCCCCUCCUGUGGUCCCCAAGGAGGAGAAGGAGGAGGAGGCCGCAGCGGUGCCCCCAGUGGAGGAGGGGGAGGAGCAGAAGCCCCCCGUGGCUGAGGAGCUGGCAGUGGAUACAGGGAAGGCCGAGGAGCCCAUCAAGAGCGAGUGCACGGAGCAAGCCGAGGAGGGUCCGGCCAAGGGCAAGGAUGCGGAGGCCUCUGAGGCCAUGGCCGAGGGAGCGCUCAAGGCAGAGAAGAAGGAGGGCGGGAGCGGCAGGGCCACCACAGCCAAGGGCUCGGGCGCCCCCCAGGACAGCGACUCCAGUGCCACCUGCAGUGCAGAUGAGGUGGAUGAGCCUGAGGGCGGCGACAAGAACCGGCUGCUGUCCCCAAGGCCCAGCCUCCUCACCCCAACUGGCGACCCCCGAGCCAACGCCUCGCCCCAGAAGCCACUGGACCUGAAGCAGCUGAAGCAGCGAGCGGCUGCCAUCCCCCCCAUCCAGGUCACCAAAGUCCAUGAACCCCCCCGGGAGGAUGCAGCUCCCACUAAGCCAGCUCCCCCUGCCCCACCACCGCCACAGCACCUGCAGCCGGAGAGUGAUGCCCCUCAGCAGCCUGGCAGCAGCCCCCGGGGCAAGAGCAGGAGCCCGGCGCCCCCCGCAGACAAGGAGGCCUUCGCAGCCGAGGCCCAGAAGCUGCCUGGGGACCCCCCUUGCUGGACUUCCGGCCUGCCCUUCCCCGUGCCCCCCCGUGAGGUGAUCAAGGCCUCCCCGCAUGCCCCGGACCCCUCAGCCUUCUCCUACGCUCCACCUGGUCACCCGCUGCCCCUGGGCCUCCAUGACACUGCCCGGCCCGUCCUGCCGCGCCCACCCACCAUCUCCAACCCGCCUCCCCUCAUCUCCUCUGCCAAGCACCCCAGCGUCCUCGAGAGGCAAAUAGGUGCCAUCUCCCAGGGAAUGUCGGUCCAGCUCCACGUCCCGUACUCAGAGCAUGCCAAGGCCCCGGUGGGCCCCGUCACCAUGGGGCUGCCCCUGCCCAUGGACCCCAAAAAGCUGGCGCCCUUCAGCGGAGUGAAGCAGGAGCAACUGUCCCCACGGGGCCAGGCUGGGCCACCGGAGAGCUUGGGGGUGCCCACGGCCCAGGAGGCGUCCGUGCUGAGAGGGACAGCUCUGGGCUCAGUUCCGGGCGGAAGCAUCACCAAAGGCGUUCCCAGCACGCGGGUGCCAUCGGACGGCGCCAUCACGUACCGCGGCUCCAUCACCCACGGCACACCAGCUGAUGUCCUGUACAAAGGCACCAUCACCAGGAUCAUCGGCGAGGACAGCCCAAGUCGCCUGGACCGCGGCCGGGAGGACAGCCUGCCCAAGGGCCACGUCAUCUACGAAGGCAAGAAGGGCCACGUCUUGUCCUAUGAGGGUGGCAUGUCUGUGACCCAGUGCUCUAAGGAAGAUGGCAGAAGCAGCUCAGGACCCCCCCAUGAGACGGCUGCCCCCAAGCGCACCUACGACAUGAUGGAAGGCCGUGUGGGCAGAGCCAUCUCCUCGGCCAGCAUCGAAGGUCUCAUGGGCCGUGCCAUCCCGCCUGAGCGACACAGCCCCCACCACCUCAAAGAGCAGCACCACAUCCGCGGGUCAAUCACACAAGGGAUCCCUCGGUCCUACGUGGAAGCACAGGAGGACUACCUGCGUCGGGAGGCCAAGCUCCUAAAGCGGGAGGGCACGCCUCCGCCCCCACCGCCCCCGCGGGACCUGACCGAGGCCUACAAGACGCAGGCCCUGGGCCCCUUGAAGCUGAAGCCGGCCCAUGAGGGCCUGGUGGCCACGGUGAAGGAGGCGGGCCGCUCCAUCCAUGAGAUCCCGCGCGAGGAGCUGCGGCACACGCCCGAGCUGCCCCUGGCCCCACGGCCACUCAAGGAGGGCUCCAUCACGCAGGGCACCCCGCUCAAGUACGACACCGGCACGUCCACCACUGGCUCCAAAAAGCACGACGUACGCUCCCUCAUCGGCAGCCCUGGCCGGACGUUCCCACCUGUGCACCCACUGGACAUGAUGGCUGACGCCCGGGCACUGGAACGCGCCUGCUACGAGGAGAGCCUGAAGAGCCGGCCGGGGACCGCCGGCAGCUCGGGGGGCUGCAUUGCGCGUGGUGCCCCGGUCAUUGUGCCUGAGCUGGGCAAGCCGCGGCAGAGCCCCCUGACCUACGAGGACCACGGGGCACCCUUCGCUGGCCACCUUCCGCGAGGCUCACCUGUGACCACGCGGGAGCCCACGCCGCGCCUGCAGGAGGGCAGCCUGUCGUCUAGCAAGGCAUCCCAGGACCGAAAGCUGACGUCGACGCCUCGUGAGAUCGCCAAGUCCCCGCACAGCACCGUCCCCGAGCACCACCCACACCCCAUCUCGCCCUAUGAGCACCUACUUCGGGGCGUGAGUGGCGUGGACCUGUAUCGCAGCCACAUCCCCCUGGCCUUCGACCCCAACUCCAUACCCCGCGGCAUCCCUCUGGAUGCAGCUGCUGCCUACUACUUGCCCCGGCACCUGGCCCCCAACCCCACCUACCCGCACCUGUACCCACCCUACCUCAUCCGCGGCUACCCUGACACGGCGGCGCUGGAGAACCGGCAGACCAUCAUCAAUGACUACAUCACCUCACAGCAGAUGCACCACAACGCAGCCACCGCCAUGGCCCAGCGAGCCGACAUGCUGAGGGGCCUCUCGCCCCGCGAGUCCUCGCUGGCACUCAACUACGCUGCCGGCCCCCGAGGCAUCAUCGACCUGUCCCAAGUGCCACACCUGCCCGUGCUGGUGCCCCCGACGCCAGGCACCUCAGCCACCGCCAUGGACCGCCUUGCCUACCUCCCCACUGCACCCCAGCCCUUCAGCAGCCGCCACAGCAGCUCCCCACUCUCCCCAGGAGGCCCCACGCACUUGACAAAACCAACCACCACGUCCUCGUCCGAGCGGGAGCGAGACCGAGAUCGGGAGCGUGACCGGGAUCGGGAGCGGGAAAAGUCCAUCCUCACAUCUUCCACGACGGUGGAGCAUGCGCCCAUCUGGAGGCCCGGUACAGAGCAGAGCAGCGGCAGCAGUGGCAGCAGCGGCGGGGGUGGGGGCAGCAGCAGCCGCCCCGCCUCCCACUCCCAUGCCCACCAGCACUCGCCCAUCUCCCCCCGGACCCAGGACGCUCUCCAGCAGAGGCCCAGUGUGCUGCACAACACAGGCAUGAAGGGCAUCAUCACCGCUGUAGAGCCCAGCACGCCCACGGUCCUGAGGUCCACCUCCACCUCCUCACCUGUUCGCCCGGCUGCCACAUUCCCACCCGCCACCCAUUGCCCACUGGGCGGCACCCUCGAUGGGGUCUACCCUACCCUCAUGGAGCCUGUCUUGCUGCCCAAGGAGGCUCCCCGGGUAGCCCGGCCAGAGCGGCCCCGAGCAGACACCGGCCAUGCCUUCCUCGCCAAGCCCCCAGCCCGCCCCGGGCUGGAGCCCGCCUCCUCCCCCAGCAAGGGCUCGGAGCCCCGGCCCCUAGCACCCCCCGUCUCUGGCCAUGCCACCAUCGCCCGCACCCCUGCGAAGAACCUCGCACCCCACCACGCCAGCCCGGACCCGCCGGCGCCACCCGCCUCGGCCUCGGACCCGCACCAGGAAAAGACUCAAAGUAAACCCUUUUCCAUCCAGGAACUGGAACUCCGUUCUCUGGGUUACCAUGGCAGCAGCUACAGCCCUGAAGGGGUGGAGCCCGUCAGCCCUGUGAGCUCGCCCAGCCUGACACACGACAAGGGGCUCCCCAAGCACCUGGAAGAGCUGGACAAGAGCCACCUGGAGGGGGAGCUGCGGCCCAAGCAGCCAGGCCCCAUGAAGCUCGGCGGGGAGGCCGCCCACCUCCCACACCUGCGGCCGCUGCCCGAGAGCCAGCCCUCGUCCAGCCCGCUGCUCCAGACUGCCCCGGUGGUCAAAGGUCACCAGCGGGUGGUCACUCUGGCCCAGCACAUCAGUGAGGUCAUCACACAGGACUACACCCGGCACCACCCACAGCAGCUCAGCGCACCCCUGCCCGCCCCCCUGUACUCCUUCCCUGGGGCCAGCUGCCCCGUCCUGGACCUCCGCCGCCCACCCAGUGACCUCUACCUCCCGCCCCCGGACCAUGGUGCCCCGGCCCGUGGCUCCCCCAACAGCGAAGGGGGCAAGAGGUCUCCAGAGCCAAGCAAGACGUCGGUCUUGGGUGGUGGUGAGGACGGUAUUGAACCUGUGUCCCCACCGGAGGGCAUGACGGAGCCAGGGCACUCCCGGAGUGCUGUGUACCCGCUGCUGUACCGGGAUGGGGAGCAGACAGAGCCCAGCAGGAUGGGCUCCAAGUCUCCAGGCAACACCAGCCAGCCGCCAGCCUUCUUCAGCAAGCUGACCGAGAGCAACUCCGCCAUGGUCAAGUCCAAGAAGCAAGAGAUCAACAAGAAGCUGAACACCCACAACCGGAAUGAGCCUGAAUACAAUAUCGGCCAGCCUGGGACGGAGAUCUUCAAUAUGCCCGCCAUCACCGGAACAGGCCUUAUGACCUAUAGAAGCCAGGCGGUGCAGGAACAUGCCAGCACCAACAUGGGGCUGGAGGCCAUAAUUAGAAAGGCACUCAUGGGUAAAUAUGACCAGUGGGAAGAGUCCCCGCCGCUCAGCGCCAAUGCUUUUAACCCUCUGAAUGCCAGUGCCAGCCUGCCCGCUGCUAUGCCCAUAACCGCUGCUGACGGACGGAGUGACCACACACUCACCUCGCCAGGCGGCGGCGGGAAGGCCAAGGUCUCUGGCAGACCCAGCAGCCGAAAAGCCAAGUCCCCGGCCCCGGGCCUGGCGUCUGGGGACCGGCCACCCUCUGUCUCCUCAGUGCACUCAGAGGGAGACUGCAACCGCCGGACGCCGCUCACCAACCGUGUGUGGGAGGACCGGCCCUCGUCAGCAGGUUCCACGCCAUUCCCCUACAAUCCCCUGAUCAUGCGGCUGCAGGCGGGUGUCAUGGCUUCCCCACCCCCACCAGGCCUCCCCGCGGGCAGCGGGCCCCUCGCUGGCCCCCACCAUGCCUGGGACGAGGAGCCCAAGCCACUGCUCUGCUCGCAGUACGAGACACUGUCCGACAGCGAGUGA